This is a messenger RNA of Ziziphus jujuba (common jujube), 5975 nucleotides long. RefSeq lists its product as uncharacterized. The transcript has 17 exons. Bases 465 to 5576 code for a protein of 1703 amino acids. Gene Ontology annotation, molecular function: ATP binding; protein kinase activity. NCBI's taxonomy places the organism in Eukaryota, Viridiplantae, Streptophyta, Magnoliopsida, Rosales, Rhamnaceae. The record is from RefSeq and is a predicted model, not a curated record. Gene Ontology annotation, biological process: protein phosphorylation.
AGAUUCAUACCUUUCCUUCUCAAAAAAAAAAAAAAAAAGGGCAAGAAAUUGAAAUUCCAGACUACCAUUUACCAAACAGGUAACUUUUUCUAUUUGAUCCGCUUGAGGCACUUUUCCCUCGUCUACCCUUGGCCACUCAUGGCUCAAAGACCAUCAUACUCUAUGGCCCAUUUCCACCUUUUUUUUUUUCUUUCAAUUUUUGUGAAUUCUUUUGGUCUUCCUUUGACUAUCACAAUAGAUGCAUUUAUUUAACAAUAACUUUUAUGAUGAAUGGCAGUCUUUUUAGACUUUUAUGACAAUAAUUUUCCAAACCAACAUUGUAUUUGAGUUUUAUUCUUGCUUCAUGGAAAAAUAUGGCAAAGAUUAUACAUAAUUAGUAAACGUCAACCCCCCAAAGAAAUGGUUUCAACAAAUUCAUAAAUCUGUAUUUAUAAGCAUUCUAUGUUUUUAAGAUUUUCAUUUCAAUGGCUUCCAUUCUUAUUGAAGUACUAUAUCUUUUUGAGUCCGACAUGAAAACAUCCAAAGUUUUUCUUUUCAUUAAUAUCUUCUUAUGUCUGCUUUGCUCAUCUCAAGCCUUAGACACCAUUAAACCUGGAAUGACUUUACAUAGUGAUGAAACAUUGAUUUCAGCCGGUGGGGUGUUCGAGCUUGGAUUCUUCACUCCCAGUAAAUCAACCCAUGAGCAUCUGGGAAUCUGGUUCAAGAAUGACAGAAACAAAAAACCAGUCUGGGUUGCCCUCAGAGAAAUUAGUUUCAUCAAAUCCACUGGAUUUCUCACCAUACAAUAUGAUGGGAACUUGGUGAUAAGCGACAUACUGACGGUUACAAAUAUCAUAAACAGUGGAGCAUUAGCAGCAAGCAAUGAAACAAGUGCAAAAAUUCUUGAUACAGGAAAUCUAAUUCUAAUGGAAAGAGGAAAAACCAUUUGGCAGAGUUUUGAUAACCCAACCGAUACACUUCUCCCUGGAAUGAGCUUGGGGUGGUUUAACAUGAACACAGAUCGCUUUAGGAUGAGACAUUUAACAUCAUGGUUAAACCCUUCUGAUCCAAACAAUGGUGAUUAUUCUCUAGGCAUUGAUCCAUCAAACAUGACAAAGUUCAACGUCUGGCGCAAAGAUGCUUACCAGCAGAUUGGAUUUUGGGAUGGUCAUAUUUUCAGAUUCUUUUUUCAAUCCUCAUUAGCUAAUCACUACAAUAUUAGCUUUGAAUCAAACAGCAAAGACAGUUAUCUUACUUUCAAUAGGGCGGGAAGUAAUAUACUUUCCUGGUUUGUUUUAGAAUCAGAUGGGUUCAUUAAAGAGUUCAAGAUGGUGGGUGAAGAGAUUUCAAGUGUGAAUCAUUCUCUAUGCGAUGCCACAUUACCACGCAAUUCUACAGGCUGCUUGGCAUUAACACCGAUGACAUGCAAAGAUGAAGAUUAUUUCACAGACAUCAGAGGAUUUAUCCCGAAUUCAAGGGUUGUUAUCUGGCCAGCUAGUUCAGAUGCCGGUGACUGUGAAUUGAUGUGCAGGAGCAACUGUUCAUGUGUUGGAUACGUUUUCUUGGUUGACAACGGAACUGGAUGUAAACUUUACUAUGGUAACAAAGAUGAUCUUCUGAAAAACAUAGGCAGAGGAAACAACACGGUUUAUGUGCGCGGAGAUGCUUCUAAAUCUGAUCAUCGGAAAAAGAGGAACCUAGUACUGAUUAUAAUCGCUCUACCGACUCCCUUGAUAUUAAUAAUUUUGAUCAAGUUUCGGAAUAAGGUCCAUUGUUUAGGAAUCAAAGGGAGACCAGGAGGCAUGCAAGAAGUUCAGACAUCACUAGCUUUCCAAUUAAGAACUAACAGUGAUCAAAACAGAGGUGUUAUUGAAUUCAGCAUAAAUAAGGAUCACGAGCUUCCUCUGGUCAGCUUUUCCAGUGUAAUGGCAGCCACUGAUAAUUUUUCUAUUUGGAAUAAGAUUGGAGAGGGCGGCUUUGGACCGGUUUAUAAGGGAAAGCUGCAAGGGCAUAAUAUUGCAGUUAAAAAGCUUUCAAAACAUUCUAGACAAGGACUGACAGAGUUCAAGAAUGAGUUGCAGUUACUCUAUAGGGUACAGCACAGAAAUCUUGUUAAGCUUUUGGGUUGUUGCAUUGAGCAAGAAGAAAAGAUAUUAAUCUAUGAGUACAUGGCUAACACAAGCUUGGAUUCUUUCAUCUUCGAUCCAGUAAGGCAAUCACUGCUUGACUGGAGAAAACGCAAACAUAUUAUUGAAGGGAUUGCUCAAGGGCUUCUUUAUCUUCACAAAUACUCAAGAUUAAGAAUUAUUCAUCGCGAUCUCAAAACAAGCAACAUCUUAUUGGAUAACUGUAUGAACCCCAAGAUAUCAGAUUUUGGCCUGGCAAGAAUUCUUUUCGAGAAUGAAUGUCAAACAAAAACAAUGAGGGUUGUUGGAACUUAUGGCUACAUGUCUCCAGAGUAUGCAAUACAUGGCCUUUACUCAAUAAAAUCUGACGUAUUUAGCUUUGGAGUUAUUUUGUUGGAGAUUGUGAGUGGCAGGAAGAAUGCGACCUUUGAUGUGGGUAAUCGCUCAUUGAACUUACUUGGAUAUGCUUGGGACACAUGGGCUGGUGGACGAUGCAUGGAGUUAAUGGAUCCAUCAAUGGAUGCUACAUGUUCAGUGGAUGAUAUAAUGCUGUGCAUUCAGGUGGGUCUGUUGUGUGUUCAAGAAAGUGCAGCUGACAGGCCAACCAUGUCAGAUGUGGUUGCAAUGUUCAGCAACGAAAGGAUGAGUUUACCUAAGCCUAAACAGCCUGCAUUUUAUACUGUUCUAUAUGCGGCAGAUGGUUCACUCUCAACCCCUUCUCAAAAUAUUGUAACAAUUUCAGUAGUAGAAGCUCGAGCGGAUCUCGUGUGUGUUCAAGAAAGUGCAGAAAACAGGCCAACCAUGUCAGAUGUGGUUUUAAUGUUCAGAAAUGAAAUGGUUAAUUCAUCUAUGCCUAGACAGCCUGCAUAUUCUACUCUUCUAAAUGCAGCAGAUGGUUCAAUCUCCAGAAGGCAAAGCUCUUCUCAAAAUCUUGUAACAAUCUUGGCAGAGCAUAGGCAGGGGUCGAAGGCCACUGGACCUUACAAAGGCCACCAUUCUAUUAAUAAAAUCUGGCAGUGGAUAGCUUCUGUUGACCUGUCAAAUGAAUAUUGGCAUCCACUUAGAAUUUCUACAAUUUUUGUGUCUAACAUGAAAACUUCCAAAGCUUUUUUCGUUUCUUGCUCUAUCUUAUGCUGUUUUCUUUGUUUUUCUCAUUCUUUAGACACCCUCAAACCUGGGGAGAUUUUGCAUAGCAAUGAAACAUUGAUUUCUUCUGCUGGGGUCUUUGAGCUUGGCUUCUUUACUUCCAGCAAAUCAGAUUCUCAGUACCUGGGAAUCUGGUUCAAGAAUGACAGAAACAAAAAGCCAGUCUGGGUUGCAAACAGAGAAAAUCCGCUCGGUUAUGCCACUGGAAUUCUUAGAAUAUGGUAUGAUGGGAACUUGGUGUUGAAUGAUGCAAGAACGAUUCCAAUUACCGUCAACAAUGGAGCAGCAGCAACAAGUAAUGAGACAAGUGCAAAAUUACUUGAUUCAGGGAAUUUUAUGCUGACAGAAGGACAAAAGAUCAUAUGGCAGAGCUUUGAUUACCCGACUGACACAUUUCUCCCUGGGAUGAACUUGGGGUGGUUUAAUAUAGACACAGAUGACCCGAGGAAACUGCAUCUUUCGUCAUGGUUAAGCCCUUCCGAUCCUAGUAGAGGGCUUUAUUCUCUAGGCCUUGAUGGAAGUGACAAGACAAAGUUUCGUGUCUGGCGAAGAGGUGGUGCUUACCAGCAGAUUGGCUUUUGGGAUGGUCAUGUAUUCAGAUUCUUUUUCCAAAGCUCGUUAGAUAACUAUCAAAACUUUAGCUUUGUAUCAAACAGCAAAGAUAUUUAUCUCACUUUAAACAACAAAGAAAGUAACAUAAUUUCAUGGCUUGUUUUAGCUUCAGAUGGGUUAAUUAACGAUUUCAGGAUGGUUGGUCAGGACAUCUCAAGUGUGAAUUAUUCCCUAUGUGAUGCCACGCUGCCGCACAAUUCUACAGGGUGCUUGGUAUUAACGCCAUCAAUGUGCAAAGAUGGAGAUAACUUCUCGGACAUCAAAGGAUUAAUCCCAAAUUCAAUGGUAGUUACUUGGAAAGGUCGUAUGGGUCGUAGCGACUGUGAGCUAAUAUGCAAGAGCAAUUGUUCUUGUGUUGCAUAUGCUUCUUCUGAUGAUAAUGAUGGAACUGAAUGUGAACUUCUCUAUGGAAAUAAAGCUGAUCUUCUGAACAACAAAGGGAGAGGAAACAACACCAUUUAUGUACGUGAAGAUGCUUCUGAUUCUGAUCCUGAGAGAACGAGAAAAGUGCUACUUAUUAUCACCAUUGUACUGACUCCCUUGGUAUUGAUAUUCAUGGCCAAGUUCCUGUAUGGUUUAUGGAGAAGGUUCGAUAGUUCAGGAAACAAUGGGAGCCCAGGAGGCAUGACAGAAGGUCAGACAGCAAUAACAGCUCAGUUAGGUACGAACAAUGAUCCUAGCAGAGCAGAUGUUAUUGAACUCGGCACAAAGGAUCAUGAGCUUCCCCUGCUUAGCUUUUCCAGUGUAGUGGCAGCCACUGAUAGUUUCUCUGUUCAGAAUAAGCUUGGAGAGGGUGGCUUUGGACCUGUUUAUAAAGGAAAGCUACAUGGGCAUGAUAUUGCUGUCAAAAGGCUUUCCAAAAACUCUGGACAAGGAUCAGUAGAGUUCAAGAAUGAGGUACAGUUAAUUUCUAAGCUACAGCACACAAAUCUUGUCAAGCUUUUGGGUUGUUGCAUUGAGCACGAGGAGAAGAUACUAAUCUACGAGUACAUGGCUAACAAAAGCUUGGAUUCUUUCAUCUUUGAUCCCGUAAAGCAACCACUACUGGAUUGGAGAAAACGCAAACACAUUAUUGAAGGAAUUGCUCAAGGUCUUCUUUAUCUUCACAAGUACUCAAGAGUAAGAAUUAUUCACCGUGAUCUAAAAACCAGCAACAUUUUGUUAGAUAACUCUAUGAACCCAAAAAUAUCAGAUUUUGGCAUGGCAAGAAUUCUUUUUGAGAGCGAGAGUCGACCAGAAACAAAGAGGAUAGCUGGAACAUAUGGUUACAUGUCUCCGGAGUAUGCAGUGCAUGGCUUUUACUCGACAAAAUCUGAUGUAUUUAGCUUUGGAGUUAUUGUUUUGGAGAUCAUGAGUGGCAGGAAGAAUGCAAACUUUUAUGAGCCAAAUUGCUCAUUGAACUUACUUGGAUACGCUUGGGAGUUAUGGAAUGGUGAGCGAUGGAUGAAGUUAAUCGAUCCAACAUUGGAUAAUUCUUCAUUGUAUGACACGAAGCUGUGCAUUCAGGUGGGUUUGUUGUGUGUUCAAGAAAAUGCAGACGACAGACCAACCAUGUCAGAUGUGGUGUCAAUACUCAGCAAUGAAGGGAUGAGUUUACCUACUCCUAAACAGCCUGCAUAUUCUACAAUUCUAAAUGCAGCAGCUAGUUCAACUUCAGGAAGGCAUACCCCUACUCACAAUCUGGCAUCAGUUUCGCUGGUAGAAGCUCGGUAAUAUAUAGCUUUGAACUUAGCAACCGUUAUAUCAUAUCAACGUACGGCAAGAUGCAUCACACAAAAGACUUAUUUUGUAGAGUUCACAUGUUUUAAAUAUAACAUCAACUUAUCAAAUGAGCUACGUGUUUAACGAUCAUUCCUUUGGUUCUCUUAUAAAUGACUAUAGUCUGAUUUCAAUGUAAACCGACAGAAACAGGGAUUUUAUUGCAGAUCAAUUUUUAUGAUUUAGCAACUUUGAUGGACGGGUUCAUAACUGAUGUAUUAGUAUUCAUUUGAAGGUGUAACAAAUUGAUCUUUGUUUGUACUGUAAAUUGCAAAAUAUGUAUCAUUUGUAAAGUAUAAUAUCUCUUCCUCUUUUGUUCUCUGUAUGAUAAACAAGCGUAACUUCUUCUUUGCA